Prorocentrum cordatum is the source of this 542-nucleotide messenger RNA. Lineage: Eukaryota; Dinophyceae; Prorocentrales; Prorocentraceae. The record is from the annotation of a GenBank genome assembly.
UGGCGAUCGCCCCCAGGGGCCGAAGACUGCAAAAAAAACCUCUCUCUUGAUGUUUUCAAUGCGUUGGGCCUCUGGGAAGAAACGUCCCCCAGGAGGCGUCCCCCAGUUCAUCCCGUCGGCGCUGCUGAACGACGGCGUGUGCGACUGCUGCGACGGCUCCGACGAGUGGCUCGCCGCAGCGCCGGCGGCGCGCUGCCCUGCGGGCGCCUGCGCCGCCGAGGCUUCCUUCAUCGCCGGGCGCCUGGCGCAGUUCCUCAGCGUCGAGCUGGAGGGCACGCGGCUGGGCGCCGCCAGCGUGGCGUCGCUGCCGACGCACCUGGAGGCCCUGCGCGCGGCGGUGGCCGAGUCGGACGUGGCGAUGCGGCCGCUGCGGGCCAAGGCGACCGAGUUGCAGGCCGAGAUGCAGGCUGUGACCAAGAGGCUCCAGAAGGAGAAGGCCGCCCUCCAGAAGGCCGCCAAGAAGAAGCUGAAGCCGGCGACGCUGACCAACGUCGUGGGGGUGACCAAGGGCCGAUGCUACAAGCUCCCAGCGGCUGCGGAGG